AUGACGGUACAUGUAUUACACGUCGGUCUGAUUGCUGUGAUCUGCUCUAGUGAGAUCUUUGUGGCAAACGGCUCAGCGCCCGUCACGGCUUCGGAAGCGUUUGCGUUGGCCGAGCAUGAUGAGCACCAGGCAGUGCCACACCGCGUGAUCGCCUCUACGAUCAGCCGAUCCAAGGGACGUUGCGCCGUCGAGUGCCUGAAGAAGGACAUUUGCCGACAGUUUUGCUACGGAAAGACCACCGGGCAGUGCGUGCUGGAAGAUGCCAGCUUCGUCGAGGCGAGUGUACGUGCGACUGUGCCCGGUGCUGAUAACUGCACUUAUUAUACCAAACAAGGAUGCAGCAGCACGUACUACCUCUACCCGUAUCAGCGCAUGCACCCAUUCCUUAAGCUUUCGUUUGAUGGCGAGACCGUGUUGGACUUCGCUGUCAUAGCCAGGGACAAUGCCGUGAUCCUGUUCUCGAGUGAUAACACGGUUGAGGGAAUGCAAUACCAACUGGUUCUUGGCAAUAAUGAGACCUUCAUCAGAGAAUUCCCGAGCAGCAAUCCAUCGUAUACCGUGCCAUCCCCAGGCGUCCUGAGCGAGACCGAGUUUCGUCGCUUCUGGCUGCGGUACGACCGAGGUACUUUCGUGCUGGGUAAACACCGGAAGCCGGCGUACUUGCGGUGGACAAAAACCAGCCCUAUCAGCAGGUACUUCAGCUUCUUCGGCUUUGAAAACUCCACAACUUGGGUCUUGUAUCAUACCUGUCCGUUAGCAUGAGGUCUAUUAAGCGGAGUGCCACAUCCAGAAAACGAGUCUUUAGAACGUCGCCCCACCCUCCCACCGUCCUUUGAGAAAACAAGCGGUCGUCUUCUUUGGGUGAAAGUUUCUCGAAAA
Molecule: messenger RNA, 879 nt
Organism: Patiria miniata (bat star)
Lineage: Eukaryota; Metazoa; Echinodermata; Asteroidea; Valvatida; Asterinidae
Exons: 3
Coding region: 1-762 (253 amino acids)
Source: RefSeq, a predicted model, not a curated record